This is a messenger RNA of Dama dama (fallow deer), 488 nucleotides long. It is a transcript of the gene OTOR, whose product is annotated as otoraplin. Gene Ontology annotation, biological process: cartilage condensation. Gene Ontology annotation, molecular function: protein binding. NCBI's taxonomy places the organism in Eukaryota, Metazoa, Chordata, Mammalia, Artiodactyla, Cervidae. The record is from RefSeq and is a predicted model, not a curated record. The transcript has 4 exons. Bases 31 to 420 code for a protein of 129 amino acids.
GGGCGAAAGCAAAAACAGCAAAAGAGGAAAAUGGCAAGACUGUUGUUACUUUUCCUCCCAGGUCUUGUGGCCAUAUGUGCCGUGCAUGGAAUAUUUAUGGACAGACUUGCUUCCAAGAAGCUGUGUGCAGAUGAUGAGUGUGUCUAUACUAUUUCUCUGGCCAGAGCUCAAGAAGAUUACAAUGCUCCAGACUGUAGAUUCAUUAAUGUUAAAAAGGGGCAGCGGAUCUAUGUUUACUCAAAACUGGUAAAAGAAAAUGAAGCUGGAGAAUUCUGGGCUGGCAGCGUCUAUGGCAAUCAGUCUGUGGAUGAAAUGGGAACCGUGGGUUAUUUUCCCAGCAACUUGGUCCAGGAACAACAUGUGUACCAAGAAGCCACUAAGGAAGUUCCUACUACGGAUAUUGACUUCUUUUGCGAGUAAGAAGUUAGACAAAGUCGCCAAUAGAAAGGAAACAUCAGAAAUAAAGAAAAAAAAACAACCAAAAAAUA